AUGGCGAACGAUGAAGAGGAGAAUCAAGCAUCUCCAAUCUACACCAAUCAUCAUGAUCAUCAACACGAUCAACAAGGCUCAUCAACGUCGACGUGGAAAGAUUUAGGCGAUAGUAGUGUAUUUCUAGCUACAAAUUUUGAAGCCUCAAAUUUUCCAUUGAAAUCCAGUGGCCAAUUUAAUCGUUAUGUCAUUCCCAAACUUCGUUUCAAGAAAGUACUCGCUGGUGAUCGAUAUUUCUUCUUUGUCACACCCGAUCAUUUCAUUGCUGAGGUGUGUGGUCAUCCUUCUGUUCCAGGAAUGGCAAAACUCAAAUGUCAAACGAAAAUUUUGGGCUAUGGACCUGAUGAUCUUGCACAGAAAUCAAACAACAAACAAACCAUUUGUGAAGUGGAUGCCUCUAUUUAUGAAUAUGAUCUUUCUAAAGAAAUUGGAUCUAUUUCUGAAUUUCAUAUGAAUAUAGAUAAAAUCUUUGCUGUGAAUUCUGCAAGAGAUGAAAUUGCAAUUUUUGAAUAUCAACGUUCAAACACUGUAGAAAUUAAGGUUUUACGAUUGUUUCCAGAGAAUUAUAAAUAUUAUGACAAGAAAGAGCCAAAUUCUGAAAGGGAUUUCAUCAAAUCGUUUAUUACAGGUCCAUUAUCCACACAUUAUGUUGUCCUUUCUCAAAAAGGAAAAAUUUUUGUGAACGGGGAGGAAUUGAAAGAUCGACCUGAGGAUACCAUCAUUGGUGGAUCUUGUUGUGGAAGUGGAGUCAUUUUGGCCUCGUCUUCUGCCUUGUACUGUCGAGGUGCAGAUACUUUUAAUGUCUUUGGAGGACAUUCAUUCGACCAAUUUGAUCGAUUUGCAUUUAAUUUGGGAGCCUCCAUUGUUGAUGUGAAAUGUGGAUUUUAUCACACACUCGUCUUGUUGAGUAAUGGAACAGUCUACAGUUGUGGAUACAAUGUACUUCAUCAGACUACUUUUAGUAGUACAGGCACAGGAGAUGUUCUAUCAAAAAUUAACAUGAAUUUUGGUUUUGCUGUAGAAAUUGGAUGCUCCUCUCGUGGCUCAUGGGUCAGAAACAAUGAUGACGAUGUAUUCAUGGUGGGUGAAGUUAUUGAAAAUUUCCUGCCCAAGUUUUGCAUUCAAAAGAAUCCAAAAAUUUACAAAUUUAAUUACAAGACUCAAUUUAAGAAUUUCAGACAUUCGCCAAAUGACAUUGCAAGUGCUGGAUGGCAGUACAUCAUUUAUCACAAUUCCACUCGAAAUGAUCCAUUGAAAUCUGUUUUAAGAUUUAGAGAAUUGUUAUUGAAAACAGUUUCACAUCCUGAAGGAGGUUAUAGUGAUUGUGUGAUUUUAUGUGAAAGCUUGUGUGCUGCGGAUGAAUGA
Messenger RNA from Naegleria fowleri, 1365 nucleotides. RefSeq lists its product as uncharacterized. Lineage: Eukaryota; Heterolobosea; Eutetramitea; Acrasida; Naegleriidae. The transcript is spliced from 3 exons. Bases 1 to 1365 code for a protein of 454 amino acids. The record is from RefSeq and is a predicted model, not a curated record.